AUCAUGAACUCGGUGGUGUUUGUCAUACGGCUUGUGUUGGAAAAAAUAAAUUAAAAUAUAUUACUUAUUAAAACCUUCAGAAUUAUGUCAUAAAAAAUAAUUUAACCGCAUUUAGAUGAUUCUGAACUAUACAGAAAUAAUGUAGAUUGUCAAUUUAUGCGACUGUAAUCAAUCUUCCUGUUAUGUACUGUGGAAUUAAUAUAUAUACUUCCAAAUGAGUACAUUAAGAGAGGGAUAAGAAAUGGACAAUAUUAGAGCUUGACAGUAAAUUUUGAUGCGUAAUCAAUUUCAUUGUGAUGGAUCCAGACCCCGAGGCAAGCCACUCCGAAGAUGCUCUUUCAAUUCCAGAGGUUCCUGACAUUUGUUCCAUUGAAGAAUAUAAUGAUGUUGAGGCCAAACAAAGGGCAUCUGUGUUGUGGCUCCUUUCAAAAGCAUAUAUGCCCAAGAUUCCACCAGAGCUUUAUGAGCCUUGUUACCGAGAUCAUGAAGGUAAUGAUCGUCUCAAGCCACAGAUAGUACAUGCUCUAGCCAAUGCAGAAUUGUACUGCUUGGCUUUGGCCAAUAUCUAUGCUGAUCCCAAUUACCAUAAUCUCAAUCAUCAUGGUAUAAUUCAAGUGCUAACAAGGAAAGGCAUAGAAAUAAAUGAACCCAUGGAUUCGAACCUAACAGAAACAGUUUUGGUUCAGACUGCACCUAUUAGAAUGAAUGCUCAUAUGGCUGUGAUUGAAGGCAUAAUGGCACUUUUUAUUAAAGAAGUACUUAUUCCUGAAAAAGUUAUGGAGGUGGUUAGUCGUUUUUCUGUUGUAAAUCCUGAAAGUGAACUUCCAUAUGACUGUGAAGAAGCAGCUUUAUUGUGGAUCAAUAAAUGUUGCAUUAAGAUGAGACAUAAAAUUGAAGAAGAACUUGGUACCAAUCACAGCCCUGAUAGUCCAGACUCUAGUCAUCUGCAACGAGGUAACGCUUCUUUCAUAGCAUUGGCUCAAGAUCUAGGAGAUUUGAGUGAUGGAUGUUGUUUAGCUGCUGUCCUUAGUUUAUAUUGUCCUAGGUACUUCAAAUGGCAAGAUAUCCAUUUGCAUGAUCCAAUGACGCUAGCAGAUUCUGUUUAUAAUUUACAGUUAGUUCAGAAAUUUUGUCAGGAACAUUUACCCCAAGAUAUUUAUUGCCUUUCUCUGGAAGAUAUGGUAUACAUGCACCCUUCCAUAGUUCCCAAUGUUCUGGCUUUCAUAGCAGACCUUAUGUAUAUAUUUGAAAUCCGGCCUCCUAAGCACAUCUGCAGACCAGGUGCUAAGUUGGAGAGAGAGGACGAAGCCAAAUUGGCCGAUGUUAAUUAUAUGAAUGGCCAAAGACAGUCUCCUCUCCAGAACUGCAGAAUACGAAAUUUUCAAAAGUCUGUUAGUCCUAUUCCUGAUCUUCGGUCAGGAAAUUAUGAAGUUACUAGAAGUGGUAGUUGGCAAGCUCCACAGAGAUCAUUUUCUGGAAGAAAGAUCAGUAUUCAGGAAGAUAGGAAAUUAGAUGGAUCUAGAUCUUUAAGAAGAACUCAUUCUGUGAAUUUUUCUGAAGUUAAUAGACGUGGAGAGCUUUCAGUGCCAUCUGUGAAUAGUCAAAGGUUCCAUGGAGAUGAUGAUGAUGAAUUAGCUGGUUAUUUUUCUUCAAGGCAACCUCAUUCCCAGUCCCAAUACAAUUUGCUUGACCAAGAAGACAAUCGACGCUCAAAUAGACCUAACAGUGACCACGGUCAGAAAAUGCAUCAAGCUCAGGGCCAUUUCCAGGAACUUUCUUCCCCAGGACAAUUAGAAUCUCUUAGUGAAAAUAAUGAGUUUGUUGGGGGCAAGUGGGCUGAACCUCGAGAAUCUGCUCCUAAGACAAAUCUUCAAAGAUCACCAUCUUCUUAUGAGAUUCAUCAACUAUCUCCCAGUAAACAGACUAUGCCUAAGGGGCGAGGUUAUUCUUGUAAAAGGAGCCAGUCAGAUUUGCACCUAUCACAAGAUAAUAAUGCAUUUAACAAAUCAAAUGAUGAGAAUAACCUCUAUCAAGUUCAAUCGGUUUCACAUGAGCAUUAUUCACCUCGGACAUUUACAAGGGAGCCAAGAAGGAGUCGAAAUUCCUAUCAUGAGUCAAUGCAUAGUAAUUUUGAAAAUUCCAAUGUUAAUACACCAUCCAGAAGGUAUAGUACUGAUUUAGGUAAAGGUCCUGCAAGUGAAUUAGAAAAUCAAAACAAACCACUAUCUGGAAGCCUUACUUGGAGGAAACCAAAGGAUCUCUUUUCUCCAUCAGAAUGGAAUAAAGAGAAUAUGGAUGUGGAAAGUAAUACAAUUCAGAACUCAGAUGAUUCCAGAGUAAAUGAAGAUCAAGGUGGAGUAGUCAGUUUUGCAAAUUUAUCUAAACAAAGGAAUAAUUCAGGGAGUGGUAUCAACAUAGUUUAUACUCAUCAAGAUAGAGAAAUUGAUCAGAGAACAUUUAAAAAAGCAACAAGACCUGAUUAUUUACAUAUCAACAAAUCACAUCCUUCUAUGGAUAAUUCCAGCCCAACAUCCAGCAAUGCAAAUUCUUCAGAUUACAUGAAAGGUCAUGAUGUUAAUUCUGAGCCAAAUCUAGAUUCUUCAGUUGCUGCACAAAUGCAUGAUAUUCGCUUAAAAUUAGAAGAAAAACGAAAAAGGAUUGAACAUGAAAAAGCCCUUCUUGAAAAACUUUCUAAAAAGCAAAGAGAAAAAGUAGGAAAAGCAGCCUUUCUACAAGCAGUGAAAGCUGGAGGAAAUACACCUAUGAGAGAUGAAAAUAAUUACUCAAGGAAUCGGCAGUUCUCUGUUGAAGAUAUUUCCGAAGAUCUUGAUACUGUUAGAAGAAAAUGGCUUGAAAGGAAAGGGGCUGAAGAAGAAGAAGAUAUCCAGCAAUCUAUAGAACAGUUGAAUAGCAGUUUGUCAGAUUUGCAGUCUGAUAUAUCUCGUCUGACAGAACAACAAGAAAUGAUUCAGAAAUUGUUAAAAAGUGGUUCACCUCCACAGAGUGAUAUGCAUGGUUACUUCCUACAUGAUCAACAUAUGGACUCACAAAGUAAAAUUCCUAGCAAAUGGGCAGAACCAGUCAAUACUUAUCAAAAUAAUUCUAUGUAUUCCCAGAAUAUGAUGGCUCCUCCUGAAAUGCCCCCUCAGAUAAGUGGUCGUGGCCACUGGGGUCAGCCAGUGAUUCCAUUUGGUGGCUUCCAGCAACAACAGCCCCAACAACAAAACAUUCCAAUGUGGCAACAGUCUCAGUCAUUAAGAUCUUCUUCUGUAGAACCUCAACUGAUGUACGGUCAACCCUUGAACAUGCAGCCUCAAAUGUAUGAUCGGCCUCCUUCUGCUGUUCCUUUUAAUCAAGGUUUCACUAUCCACCCUCAACAGAUGCCUCAGAACAAUUAUAACAAUUAUUAUCAGCCAAAUCCUUAUUAUCAAAAUGAAGUUCAGCCAUCUGGAAAUAACCAAUUUCAAGGUCAAUACAAUAAUUCUUAUCAUCAAAAUAGUUACCCAGUGAUGCAAAAUACUUUUACUAGGAAUGUUAGUUUAAAUCAGGGAGAUAAUCGAGGUUUUCACUUACAUCGGAAUCCUUCGCAAACUUAUAUCUCUGAUGAGGUGGACAACUAUCAUCGCACAACUAAUAGUCCUGGUGAGAUGCAAUUUGAUGUUCAUAGAUCAGAUUCUAGGCAUUCUAUUCACGGUUCUAAUCAAGAAAAGAAUGCCUUGACUGUUACCACUGAUGAAUUUGGCAGACAUUCCAGAGGUUCAGAAUUGCAACAUUCCCCACCAAAUCGACCAGUUCUGGGUAAAACUUUCAGAGUUCCAAAAUCCAAAGUGCCCUCACCUUCAUCUCCUAAUUAUAAGCAAUCUUCUUUUACUCAACCGCCAUCACAGGAGUCACAAGUUCAGCAACAGACAACUGAAUCGGAUACUAAAGAAAAUGAAAAUCAACUUAAUGACAAAGGAUUCUACAUAUCUUUUGAAGAUGAACCUCGAAAACCCAAACCCAAAUUGAAACCCAAACAUUUGAAAGCCCGAAACCAGCAAAAGAAAAUUGAUUCUGAAUCUCGUAAGAAUGACUCAUCACAAAACAACCAAGAAAAUUCAGAAAGUACUUCAAGGCAAGAUCAUGCAGACGAUCUCAGGAAUGAUGAUAAUGAAACUUCAGACCAGUCAAAAGAAAAGGUACCAGGUGUUGGUUUUGUAGUGGCAGCAGAACCAGUUGAAGAUCCAGACAAAGAAAUGGAAAUGACCAGAAGAAAAGAAAUGAUAAUGAUGAUGUCAUUAAGACGUAGGGCUGAGCAAGAGAAGAAGAAAAAUGAAAAACAGCAGGAGUAUCUGAAAAAGAAAGAGGAAGAAAGAAUGAAACAGGAACAAUUAGAGAAAAAGAAAGAAGAAGAAAAACUUCGACGUCAACUCAUCUUAGAACAAUACCGACAAAGGAAGGCUCAAGAGGAAGAAGAUGGUACAUCUGGUCCAUCCAGAGGCAGGGAAGAGACAACUGCUGCAAGUAGGGGUGCUACGAUGACUAGAUCAAAAUCCAGGUCUGCAUCAGUCACACGACCAAGGCAAAGAAGUGGUCAGUCAUCAAAUAAUCGUAAUCAAAAUCUGUCAUCUCCUUCUUCUCUUGACUCACCUGUUGGAAGAGGAUCACAGUACAACCUUGCAGGUGGAUAUCCUGAUGAAGUAUCCUCCGAGCAUGGUUAUGCACCUUCCCCUUGUCGGAGUCGCAACUACCCCUACUCCUCUUCCAUCUCCCCCACCUCUUUUCCAUCAUCCCCUGGGCCAUUGCUGUCUGGAAUGCUGGGCGGGUCCCGGAAUCGCAGCACCCCAAGUGAUGGUUUAUCGGACAGUAGUUCUACGGUCUCCUCCGCAUGGGCCUCUGAAUAUACAGGGCCUAAACUCUUUGUUAAACCCUCAACAAAGUCUAAUCGUAGUAUUGUAAUAAAUGCUGUAAAUACCGUCCUGGCAGGUGCUGUAAAUUCGGAGACUAAGCGCAAGGUUUUAGAGGAAAUCGAGCGUUCAGAAGGAAAGCACUUCCUUAUUUUGUUUCGAGAUGCGGGAUGCCAAUUUCGUGCUCUUUAUUCCUAUAAUCCUGAAACAGAAGAAGUUAUUAAAAUGUAUGGAAUUGGUCCUAGAGCCAUUACAGACAAAAUGUUUGAUAGAUUUUACAAAUACAAUUCUGGGGGCAAAUCGUUUACUCAAAUUCACACGAAGCAUCUGACUGCAACAAUUGAUGCCUUUACAAUCCAGAAUAGUUUGUGGCAAGGUAAGAAGGCAUCUGCUGCUCCCAAGAGAGACUACUACUGACUAUUAGCCACAAGUGAGAAGUGCCAACGUGAUAGUACGGCCGUCCCUUGCGUCUGUCUGAGUGUCCUGUAAAUAAUCACUGUAAAGUUCUUUCACUUUACCUGUUAACAUUCCACUAGCAACCAACCACUACUGGGCUGUGAUUAAACAAAAGACAUUGUAGAGCUAUAUUUAAAUUUUUAGAAGACUAUGUGAUGGUGAUUGGGAACUGACUGACUGGCUUGUAAAUUAUUAGUAUAAUUGACAUGUACAGAUUUGCCUAUUUCCGUUUGCAUUACAAGUUUUGGUUUCUUUCCCCCUUUGAAUCAAUUGUGAUCUGUUAGAUAAAAUAAUGCUCAAACAAAAUGUAUGCAUUAAUUAAUGCAGUGCUGUGUAGAAAUUUUCUCCCAUUUACUUUAACAUUACAUUUUAAUUUACCCAUUCUUAUACUUUUAUUGCACAACUAGAGAUGUAAGCUAAAAGUAUUUUGCAGAAAGUUAAAAUAUUUUUUUGAAGCUGCCAAUUUAGAAUAGAAUUAAAAGUUAUAAUGAAGUUACUUGUAGCCUAAUUAUAAAACAGAAUCAUUACAUUUGAAAUCAAUGUUGAUGGUCAUUCUGGCUUAAGUAUGAGAUGUAGAACUAAGUUUGUUUUCAAACAAAUUUAUUUAAAUUUAACUAACCAGCAUGGUGUGAAAAGAUGAUAUCAAUGAGCAUUUGGUUAUGAAAUGAAGUGUAUUUUUUCAUUAAAAAUGAAAUAUAAUUAAAUUAUGUCUAAGAUACUAUUGCUUUUCCUUCCUCCCCCCCCCUUGCCUUCUUCUUCUUUAUAUAUAAUUUUUCCUCCUUUCUAUAAUGCUGUUUACUGUAAUGAAUAUCUUAAUCGAUAGUCAAUAUUUUAAAAUUAUAUCUCUAAAUUUUAUACACAUGCUGGUUAUAUAGUAUUUGAUUUUACAAGUAUUUUUUAAGACAUUCCUUUUAUUUGUGGGGCCACAUUUUCUCAAGGUGUUAACUUUUCAUAACCAUUUUGUUUUUAUAACUAUCACAUUUGUGAUUCAGUGUGAUCUGUGAAAGUCAACACAGUAUUUCUUGCAUAUAUUUUAGUUGAUAAUUUACAAUUUAGAUGUUUUACAAUAUUUAUAUGUUACCAGUGUUUUUUAAUCUUUUUAAAAACUUCAAACAAAAAUAAAAUCUCCUUAAUUCUUUUAUAUACAUUUAACUACUACUAAGUGUGUUUUUAUUCAAAUCAUUCCUAACUUUCUUUGUUGUUAAUUACAUCUUGUCAAUGUAAUGUGGGAGGAAAGUUUUAAUUCUGAACAAAUAUUUGCAAAAAAAAAAAAGAGAGAGAGACGGAAAACUGAAACUUUCCUUAAGCUUAUUCCCAGAAAGUUUGCAGAGUCAUGGUCAAAAACUAAGAGAAAAUUGUUCUAAGUAAAUAAUCUCAUUACUUAUAUUACUGCUCUUUAUACAGUGCAGUUAAAGAUUUAAUGAUAAAUAUGGCCAUUUCAUUAACCAUCGCUUAUUGCCUACAAGUUUAUCAGCUGCUUGAGCCAUAUAUCAUGUCUGUUCCUACCUUAAAUUGACCUGUUUUAACAUACUGUCUUCCAAUUUUUAAUGCCUUCUGAAUAAAUUGUUUUGAGUUGUGAAGUGCUUUUGUUUAGCAUUAGAAAUAGGCACCAUUACAUAUGGUAAAGCAGGCAAGAACAAAUAUCUUUUGUACAUGUGAGUGUUCAACAGAAUUUUCUCUUGGUUUCUACAUAAGUUGUACAUUCACCUUUUUUUCCCCCCCAAUUCUCAGUGUUCAUGGACUAUAAAGCUGCAUGCCUUCUGAAUGAUUUGUUGUGUAUGAAAGUUAAACUAUGAUGUUUCAUUUACCAGUUAAAGAGCUUUGUAAUCAAGUAACAAAUAAAUCUUUUCAACAGCUUUGUACUCAAA
Molecule: messenger RNA, 7210 nt
Organism: Argiope bruennichi
Lineage: Eukaryota; Metazoa; Arthropoda; Arachnida; Araneae; Araneidae
Product: patronin-like
Exons: 18
Coding region: 297-5303 (1668 amino acids)
Biological process (GO): cytoplasmic microtubule organization; negative regulation of microtubule depolymerization; neuron projection development
Cellular component (GO): microtubule minus-end
Molecular function (GO): spectrin binding; microtubule minus-end binding; calmodulin binding
Source: RefSeq, a predicted model, not a curated record